AUGACUAAUACCACUAUAGAGGUAACUAGUCCUCUUUAUCUCCAUCCAUCAGAUGGAAAUAACUUCCUGGUAAUAGAAAAACUACAAGGGUCUGCUAACUACAGAUCUUGGAAGAGAUUAAUGGAUAUUGGUCUUGCAUCAAAAAGAAAACUAGGGUUUGUGACAGGUGUGGUAAGAAGAGAUGAUAAAGAUGCUGUUAAAGGAGAAGCCUGGGAUACAUGUAACAGUAUGAUUAUAUCUUGGAUUCUGGGUUCUGUAAAUGAAUCCAUUAAGAAGUCUGUAAUGUUUGUGAGCAAUGCACACCAGAUAUGGAUGCAAUUAGAGAAAAGAUUCUCUCUCACAAAUGGGUCAAGAAAAUAUAAACUGAACAAAGAAUUAUAUGAAGCAAAACAGCAAGGUAAACAGGUGAGUGAGUAUUACACUAUGAUGAAGUGUCACUGUGAGGAACUGGACUCUCUAAAUACUCUACCUCCUAUUACCUCUGUAACAGCAGAGAUAACAAGCUUCGUUGAAGCUCUUACUCAGCAGCAAGAUGAACAUAAGUUGUUCCAGUUUUGA
Molecule: messenger RNA, 558 nt
Organism: Beta vulgaris subsp. vulgaris (sugar beet)
Lineage: Eukaryota; Viridiplantae; Streptophyta; Magnoliopsida; Caryophyllales; Amaranthaceae
Exons: 1
Coding region: 1-558 (185 amino acids)
Source: RefSeq, a predicted model, not a curated record